GCUUAGGCUGAUUCUCUUCUAUUCUUCCCCAAAUUCUCCUCAAAUCCCUAAAUCCCCAAUUCUAUUCUAUAAACCCUAAAUUCCCAAUCUCUAGAUCUGAUCUAGAAACCCGUUAGAAACUUUGUUUCUAACAUUUGGUAUCAGAGCCUGGUUAUAGAUUUGAGUUCAUCACAACUCUCACCACAGAAUUACCAGAAACUCUAUCACGCGUUUGAAGCUCUCAAAGCCAGUCUGAUAACAUAUGAAGCUAACAGGGAAGCACACUACAACAAGAUGAUGGCAAGCCUAGCAGAACUUCGAGUCAAACUCGAGCGCCGUGCGGCCCGACGCCGCGCGACCUGCAACCAGCCAGAGGCUUCGUCGGAGGAUUCACUACUUUCAGCCACCACCGACCAGCCGAGUUAUGAAGCCAAGACGGAACCUCCAAUUGAGCUUGUGCCAGCCACCAACCACCAGGGAAAGUGCUCGACGCCACUCGAACCGAUGGAGAGGGAGGCACCAUCGAAGAAGAAAAUAGCGGAGGAGACUGAGCAAACCUCGGCAUCUUCCUUCGAGGCGAUGGUGGGCGAGCAGUCCCUAGCAGCCUUGACUGCUGCAUCGAAUCUAGAAUUGGAAGAGGUAAAAUCUGGAGCCAUCGCAAUCCCCUGGACAAUUCCAAUCGAGGGCUGGAAAUUCAGGAAGAAAAAGAAGAAACAAAGACGGAAACUGCUAAGGGAUGAAACUCCGUCGGAGAAGGAGAAGGACGUGGCUGCUCCAAAGUCGCCGAGCGCUCCCUUGGUGUUCAAUUCGCCGCCGAUUAUGGAGAGUGUUGAGAAGGGGAAGAGCAGCGGGCUUUCGAUGCCUACUCCCCACCGCCUGGCGAACUGCUCACCGCGGAACUAGACGACACGUGCUCCGACGGAUAAGCAAGUGACCGAUGGGAAAACGGAGACGGCGUUGAGUGCCCGAGUUGUCUCGCCGGAGUCGGUGGUCGAGAAGGAGGAGUUUCCGCCGGGAAACAAAGCGUUGAGGAAGAC
Messenger RNA from Linum trigynum, 1016 nucleotides. NCBI's taxonomy places the organism in Eukaryota, Viridiplantae, Streptophyta, Magnoliopsida, Malpighiales, Linaceae. The record is from the annotation of a GenBank genome assembly.